AUAGAAGCUAAAUCAACCGUUUCAUAAGUGCUAGCUUCCCAAAUAGAAAUGUCUGCUUACGCCUGUUUCAUAUUCCUUUUUGUCUUCUCAUCUCUCACGAGCUCCACUGUUUGGGCUCAAAAUCAUACUUAUGUUGGCCAUGCCUGUCGGGAUGAGAGAACUUUCACUAGAAACAGCACUUACUUCACCAAUCUCAAAACCCUUUGGUCCUCUCUCUCUUCCCGCAACGCCUCUUACACCACCGGAUUCCAAAACGCAACGGCUGGACAAGAACCCGACAAAGUCACCGGACUUUUCCUCUGCCGUGGAGACUUAUCCCCUGAAGUUUGCCGUAGCUGCGUCACUUUUUCCAUAAACGAAUCCUUAACUCUGUGUCCAAAUCAGAGAGAAGGCGUGCUCUAUUACGAUGAGUGUAUGCUCAGAUACUCUGACCGGAAUAUUCUUUCCACCGUGUCACUAGACGGUGUUGGUCUCGGUGCACUGUCCACUAGUAGCAACAAGGAUGUUCCAUCUAACCAAUUCCAACUAUUCAACAAGGUGUUGCUACUCACCAUGAACCAAGCCGCCAGCUAUGCCGCGGUAAGUUCUAGAAAAUUUGAUGCGAGAAAAGCCAAUAUCACAGCAUCCCAAACUGUGUACGGAUUGGUUCAGUGCACUCCCGAUCUGACAACACAAGACUGUUACACUUGUCUGCAAAAAGCCACCAAUCAAUUAGCCACUAACAAACUUGGCGGAAGGAGUCUUUUUCCGAGUUGUAGUUCCAGAUUCGAUAUUAGCCCAUUCUACAACGAAACCGCCGUUAGACCUCCACCACCGCCAGUUUCAGCUCCUCCACUACCUACAGGGAAAGGUGGGAAAUCAAAGUUACUAGUCUUACCAAUUGUUGCGUCUACUAUAGUGGUUGUUCUACUUCUCAUAGCUUGUUAUCGUUUUAUUUCAAAGAAGGCUCAUCAUAAGGCGCCUGCAUUUGAUGGAGAUGAAGGAGCAACCGCAGACUCGCUGAAACUUGACUACAAAACAAUUCAAGCUGCAACCAAUGGUUUUUCAGAGAGUAACAAGAUUGGUCGAGGUGGAUUUGGCGAGGUUUACAAGGGUACUUUUUCAAAUGGGACUGUAGUUGCGGUGAAGAGACUGUCGAAAACAUCAGGACAAGGGGAAGUAGAGUUUAAGAACGAAGUUGUAGUGGUUGCAAAGCUUCAGCAUAGAAAUCUGGUUAGGCUUCUCGGGUUUUGUUUAGAAGGAGAAGAAAGAAUACUAGUCUACGAGUUUGUGCCCAACAAAAGCCUCGAUAGCUUCCUGUUCGAUCCUUCAAAGCAAGGUGAGCUGGACUGGACUCGACGUUACAAGAUUAUUGGAGGAAUUGCUAGAGGAAUUCUAUAUCUCCAUCAAGAUUCACAGCUCACAAUCAUACACCGUGACCUCAAAGCGAGUAACAUUCUCCUAGACGCAGAUAUGAAUCCAAAAAUCGCUGAUUUUGGAAUGGCAAGGAUAUUUGGAAUGGACCACUCCGCAGAGAACACAAACAGGAUAGUUGGAACCUAUGGGUACAUGGCUCCAGAGUAUGCGAUGCAAGGUCAGUAUUCGAUAAAAUCGGAUGUAUAUAGCUUUGGAGUGUCAGUACUUGAGAUAAUAAGUGGCAAGAAGAAUAGUAGCUUCUACCAAACAGAUGGCGCACAUGACUUGCUCUCAUAUGCUUGGAGGCUUUGGAGAAAUGGGACACCGUUAGACCUUGUGGAUCCGGUUAUUAUACAUAAUUGCCAAAGGGAUGAGUUGGUUAGAUGUAUCCAUAUCGGUCUUUUAUGUGUUCAAGAAGAUCCUGUAGACCGUCCAACCUUAUCAGCCAUCGUUCUAAUGCUCACUAGUAACACCGUGACUUUACCGGUGCCUAAGGAACCAGGGCUUUUCUUUCAGAGUAGAUCCAAAGAAGGCCUGAUUAAUUCAGAACAAUCUUUUAAAAGCAGAUCUGUUCCUUGGUCUGUUGACGACUCCACGAUCACCGAUCUAUAUCCUCGUUGAAAAUGACAUGUUUAUCUUCAUGCGUAAAUCAACUGGUGGUAUUGGAUAUUAGUUUGAAACUUAUUUCGUUGUAAUAUUAUAUAUAUGCUAUUGUAAAUGGGCUUAUAAAAUCUAUGCUAUGCUAUUUGUAACAA
Capsella rubella is the source of this 2150-nucleotide messenger RNA. Its product is annotated as cysteine-rich receptor-like protein kinase 10. Bases 49 to 2016 code for a protein of 655 amino acids. The transcript has 7 exons. The record is from RefSeq and is a predicted model, not a curated record. Lineage: Eukaryota; Viridiplantae; Streptophyta; Magnoliopsida; Brassicales; Brassicaceae. Gene Ontology annotation, biological process: protein phosphorylation. Gene Ontology annotation, molecular function: ATP binding; protein kinase activity.